Raphanus sativus (radish) is the source of this 1465-nucleotide messenger RNA. RefSeq lists its product as uncharacterized. The transcript has 6 exons. NCBI's taxonomy places the organism in Eukaryota, Viridiplantae, Streptophyta, Magnoliopsida, Brassicales, Brassicaceae. The record is from RefSeq and is a predicted model, not a curated record. Bases 80 to 1321 code for a protein of 413 amino acids.
AUGUUCCGGUGUCGGCUUUGGCUUCCACACACGCGACCGUCUUCUUCUCCGUCGACGAAGCCAAGAGAGAGAUUGAGAGAUGACGGACAAUAUCUUCGAAGGUCUACCUCCUCCUUCUUCUCAACAGAAAGAGCUUCCCAAUUCUUCAAAUCCAAACGAGCCGAAAGAAGAAAGUCCCUCCACAGCUCCUCCGACUCUGGUUCUCAAGAGUUCCCUGAAGCGAUCUAAACCGGCAGAAUCUGCACCCGAUGUCUCAGCUCCCCCUGUUCUCAAGAGCGCACUAAAACGUUCAAAACCAGCAGAAUCUACUCCGGAACCAGAACCUGAAGCUCCUAAGAAGCGUCUACAGUUCAAGACAUCGACCGAUGCAUCAGAAGAACAAGUGAUAGAAGCGAUGCAGAAGAUAACAUCUCACAUCAAGAACCCUUCCAAGUUCUCCAAAGCCUCGAAGCUUGCGAUACGCCUGAUUCAAGCUGGUAGCGUGAAGCCUGAGACAAGCAGUUACUUCAUUGCGAUGCUCGAAGCUGCAAUGUCAUCGAAAACUCCUUGUACAGAUCGAUUGGUUAGAGCAGAUUAUCAUGCUUUGUUCUCAGCUGCUCAGGAUGUAGCCGAGUGCCUUGAUAAAAGCCAGAAGAAUCUGCUGAUCAUAUGGACGAUUAAAGCAGUUGUGGCUAAUGACCUCUUUACUGAUGACAGCUUCAUGUUUUCCAAGACGGGUACUCAAAUAAAGGAGGCAAUAUCUGAUCUUCCUGUGGCAACUGAGGAAGAUGACGCUGAAGAAGCAGCUGCUCUUGAACAAGAGGCUGUGAAGGACAGUGGAGAAGAGCAGACAACACAGGACGUGGAUGAAGCUGCUUCAGCGGGAGGUCAAGAGGAUGCCGAGUCUGAUCCCUUUGGGCUGGAUGCGUGGAUCUCCAGUGGUGUGAAGAAAAAUGGUAAAACAAAGAUGACGAAAGAAGAUACAGAUGCCUUGGAGAACAAGAAAUUUCUCAGGUCGAAAAGAGAAGCUUUGAUUACAUGCCUGGAGAUAGCUGCACGCCGUUACAGAGUUCCAUGGUGCCAGACUGUUAUAGACAUACUGGUGAAACAUGCGUUUGAGAACGUGACGAGGUUCACAUCACAGCAGAGACAAGCAGUGGAGAAACUAUGGGCUUCUGUUAGAGAACAACAUCUGCGUAGGAAGCAAGGCAAAUCAGUGACGGGGAAACUCGACGUGACUGCUUUCGAAAGUCUUCAGGAUAAAUACGCCAACGAGAAGAUGAGCAUCCGGCGAUCUGUUGGAGCCAACGGUGAACGCCGUGCACAACAAUGGCUUGGUUGAUAAAAACAUGUUACCAAAAACAAAAGUGUAAUUUGUAUGAUUUUACACUAAGACAGAAGUAGUAGAAAGCAGAUAUUUGCUCUGUUUCCUUCCGAUUGUGUCUUGAUACAAAAACUUCCAACCUUUAUCCAAAAAAUAUUUGCA